AUGAUUAUAAGGCAUGGUAAUGUCAAACUGACCAACACAGAUGAUCUUCAAAGUUGUGCGAUGUAUUAUCCGCGGAGUAUGAAGUACCUGUGUAAUAAAAGGACCAUGCUGACUCCAAGUGUUGCGUAUCUCGAUCAUGAUCUCGCUCACGGUCUCGCUCGUGGUCUCGCUCGUGGUCUUGCUCAUUAUCUCGCUAAUGGUCUCGCUCACGGUCUCGCUCGUGGUCUCGCUUAUGAUUUUUCUCGUGGUCUCAGGCAUGGUCUGGCUCAUAGUCUCGCUCAUGAUCUCGCUCAUGAUCUCGCUAUUGGUCUCACCCAUGGUAUCGCUCAUGUUCUCACUUAUGGUCUCGCUCGUGGUCUCGCUCAUGAUCUCGCUAUUGGUCUCGCUCGUGGUAUCGCUCAUGAUCUAGCUCACGGUCUUGCUCAUGAUCUUGUUCAUGAUCUCGCUCACGGUCUUGCUCGUGGUCUCGCUCGUGGUCUCGCUCGUGGUCUCGCCCAUGCUCUCGCUCGUGGUCUCGCCCAUGGUCUUGCUCGUGGUCUCGCUAAUGGUCUCGCCCAUGGUCUCACUCGGGGUCUAGCUCGUGUUCUCGCUUGUGGUCUCGCGCACGGUCUGGCUCAUGAUCUCGCUCGUAGUCUCGCUCAUGGUCUGGCAUAUGAUCUCGCUUAUGACCUCGCUUAUGAUCACGUUCGUGGUCUCGCUCAUGAUCUCGCUCACGGUCUCGCUCGUGAUCUCGCUCACGGUCGCGCUCGUGGUCUCGCUCAUGAUCUUGCUCGUGGUCUCGCUCAUGGUCUGGCUCAUAAUCUCGCUCAUGAUCUCGCUUAUGAUCUUGUUUCUGAUCUCGUUCAUGAUCUCAUUUCUUUUAUAUUAUUAAUUUGGUUACAAGAAUAUAAGUUCAUAUCAAAGAGUGUUUAG
Cotesia glomerata is the source of this 912-nucleotide messenger RNA. RefSeq lists its product as uncharacterized. Bases 1 to 912 code for a protein of 303 amino acids. The transcript has 2 exons. The record is from RefSeq and is a predicted model, not a curated record. NCBI's taxonomy places the organism in Eukaryota, Metazoa, Arthropoda, Insecta, Hymenoptera, Braconidae.